AUGUCAGCCUCCACUCAACCCUGGCACCUGAAUGGAGGUGUUGGUUUCCCUUUCAAUGAGGAGAGAGUCAUAUCAGGUGGGGUGAACAGGAAUUCAGCAAUAAUCGGAGGCAUUAUUGCUGUGGUGAUCUUCACCAUCCUGUGCACCCUGGUGUUCCUGAUUCGUUACAUGAUUCGCCACAAGAGAACGCACCACACCAGUGAGUCCAAAGAAGACGAACACUCCGAAUCAACUGACACGGCUAUGAUCGGCACUGAGCCCAAUUUCACAGAGACCAUCGACGAAAGCAAGAAGGAAUGGUUCAUCUAA
Messenger RNA from Neoarius graeffei (lesser salmon catfish), 309 nucleotides. Its product is annotated as contactin-associated protein-like 2. The transcript is spliced from 3 exons. The coding region runs from base 1 to 309 and encodes 102 amino acids. The record is from RefSeq and is a predicted model, not a curated record. Lineage: Eukaryota; Metazoa; Chordata; Actinopteri; Siluriformes; Ariidae. Gene Ontology annotation, cellular component: membrane; cortical cytoskeleton.